CUGGAAUCCUAUUUAACUGCUGCGCCAUGCGUCACCAAGUCAGGAAGUCUUGCAAAAGCAAGGCAUGGUUGGGUGGCAAAGGCUUGGACCUUAAGGGGGCUAAGGCUUUGCGGAACCAAUCUGCACAAGCGGAGAGGCAUGCGCUUGAGUUGGCCUUGCUUCGAAAAGAGUUGGAGAUUUGCCGCAGUGAGGCAGCUGCCCAGAUCCAGGCACUCCGUGAAGAGCUCCGGAGUAUGGGACUGGUGAAAUUGGAGGAGCCAGAAGAAGCCAUUGAGAUGGCAGCAGAGGUUCGGGGGAAUGAACACCAACCGUGGCAUUUCAAGCCGUCGGUUGGAACAUGGAUCCAACGACCAAUUCAGCUUCAGAUCCAGGAGCCAGCUCUAGCCAGAGAGAUGGCAGCUGAGGAGGAACGGUGGCAUGAUGAUGGGUGGAUCCCAUACAGCACGAUGUUGCGAGAAACGGUGGUAACAGAAGAGGAGAAGCAGUGGCGGGCUUUACAGUCCUUUGAAGUCCGCCAGUUCCCGGAGUAUCCGAGGAAUAACCUCACAGGCGAGAGGGUCGAGGCGCAGCAGACGGUGCAGAUUACGCACAAAAUAAAACAGUACGAGAGCGAUUUCCUCAAGCUGGCGAGCGGAGGGUAUGUCUUCACGAAGAGCCGCUCCGGGAUCCGUCUCUUCGAGAGAGUUGAAGAGUCAGCGGAGUCAACGGCACGAUACCACAAUUGGCACAACCAAAGCGGCACUUGGAAGGGGCGUCAGUGGCAGUGGCAGGACAAAAAAGAAGAGAAGUGGAGCGAGCAUCGAUCCCGGGCAACAGGUUCGAACCGGGACUGGUGGCAGUGGCAGGACACAAAAGAAGAGAAGUGGAGCGAGCAUCGAUCCCGGGCAACAGGUUCGAACCGGGACUGGUGGCAGUGGCAGGACAAAAAAGAGGAGAAGUGGAGCGAGCAUCGAUCCCGGGCAACAGGUUCGAACCGGGACUGGUGGUCAUCAUGGAAUUCAUGGGCAGAACAGCGCGAAUCUUCGCCAAAAAACACAAAUUCGGCAUAUCCGGAUCCCAAUGAUCCGAAGUAUCGCAUUGAUUGGGAUGCUUUUCUCGAAGAGUCUCAGUAGCGCUGAGUGAGUACUUUCCUGCGCACAGAACGCUGUCACUGCGAAAUGCACAGAGCAGUCGAAAAAGUCGAUUUCUCGCGUGUUUUUCCUUUCUGUUUAAACCCUGAAUGUUUGAACCUGGAAUGCUGCCUUGGUUGGGUGUUUCGUAAUUUUGUGGCUCAAAAACCUUUCAAG
Cladocopium goreaui is the source of this 1286-nucleotide messenger RNA. The record is from the annotation of a GenBank genome assembly. NCBI's taxonomy places the organism in Eukaryota, Dinophyceae, Suessiales, Symbiodiniaceae.